Messenger RNA from Nannospalax galili (Upper Galilee mountains blind mole rat), 3007 nucleotides. RefSeq names its product CWC22 spliceosome associated protein homolog (gene Cwc22). Bases 209 to 2755 code for a protein of 848 amino acids. Gene Ontology annotation, biological process: mRNA splicing, via spliceosome. Gene Ontology annotation, cellular component: catalytic step 2 spliceosome. The transcript has 19 exons. Gene Ontology annotation, molecular function: protein binding; RNA binding. The record is from RefSeq and is a predicted model, not a curated record. Lineage: Eukaryota; Metazoa; Chordata; Mammalia; Rodentia; Spalacidae.
GGUUUUCAUCACGCUCCACCUUCCUAUUGGCAGCACCCGGGAAGGGGAAAUGACGCACUUCCGGUGUAAUGGCGCCGCGGUGGAGCUUUAGGUGAUGUUUGGAGACAGUAAAAGUAGACUGUCAAGGAAUUCAGACCAACGAAUUCAAACCAUUGUUACGUGAACCAACUUGAAGGGUCUGAUACAUUGGGUCAGCUGCCAUCAUAAAAUGAAACACUCUUCUGGUCAUGACAGGAGGGAAAGCUACAGUUCAUACCAGAGGAACUCCUCUCCAGAGGACAGAUAUGCAGAACAAGAAAGGUCCUCUCAGAAUAGAGAUUACUCUGAUUACAGCCGGUCGAACCAUGAACGUUCAAGAAGAGGACAUUCUUAUGAUGGCAACAUGGAAUCACGAAGUAGGGAUCGAGAAAAACGCAGAGAAAGAGAAAGAGAUACAGAUCGGAAAAGAUCACGGAAAUCCCUAUCUCCUGGAAGAAGAAGUCCAGAACUAGCAGCAACCCAGAAUUCUGCUCAGGAUGAGCCGCACACAAAGAAGAAGAAAGAUGAAUUGGAUCCUCUCCUCACUCGCACUGGGGGAGCAUACAUUCCUCCUGCAAAGCUCAGGAUGAUGCAAGAACAGAUUACAGAUAAAAACAGCCUCGCAUACCAGAGGAUGAGCUGGGAAGCUCUGAAGAAAUCAAUCAAUGGUCUCAUCAACAAAGUCAACAUCUCCAACAUAAGCAUUAUUAUUAAAGAGCUUUUACAAGAAAACAUAGUUAGAGGAAGAGGGCUGCUGUCCAGAUCUGUUUUGCAAGCGCAAAGUGCUUCUCCCAUUUUCACCCAUGUUUAUGCAGCUUUGGUGGCUAUUAUCAACUCAAAGUUCCCACGAAUUGGAGAAUUGAUCCUCAAAAGACUAAUUCUUAAUUUUCGGAAAGGGUAUCGAAGAAAUGAUAAGCAACUUUGUCUGACUGCUUCAAAAUUUGUGGCACAUCUUAUUAACCAAAAUGUGGCACAUGAAGUUUUAUGCUUAGAGAUGCUUACUUUACUAUUGGAAAGACCAACAGAUGAUAGUGUUGAAGUAGCUAUUGGCUUUCUUAAGGAAUGCGGCCUCAAAUUAACACAAGUGUCACCACGAGGAGUCAAUGCUAUCUUUGAACGCCUUCGAAACAUUCUACAUGAGUCUGAAAUUGACAAAAGAGUUCAAUAUAUGAUUGAAGUAAUGUUUGCUGUACGAAAAGAUGGAUUUAAGGACCAUCCUGUUAUCCUGGAAGGACUUGACUUAGUGGAAGAGGAUGAUCAGUUUACCCAUAUGCUCCCCUUGGAGGAUGACUAUAAUCCAGAAGAUGUUCUUAAUGUUUUCAAGAUGGAUCCUAAUUUUAUGGAGAAUGAAGAGAAGUACAAAGCUAUUAAGAAGGAAAUUCUUGAUGAAGGAGACAGUGAUUCAAAUACAGACCAGGAUGCAGAAAGUAGUAAAGAUGAGGAUGAAGACGAAGAAGAGGAGGAAGGCGAAGAAGACGACGAAGGACAAAAAGUGACUAUUCAUGACAAAACAGAAAUUAACCUGGUCUCAUUUCGUCGUACAAUAUAUCUUGCUAUUCAGUCAAGUUUAGAUUUUGAGGAAUGUGCUCACAAGCUGCUGAAAAUGGAAUUUCCUGAGAGUCAAACAAAAGAACUCUGCAAUAUGAUACUUGAUUGCUGUGCCCAACAAAGGACUUAUGAGAAAUUUUUUGGCUUGUUAGCUGGGCGAUUUUGUAUGCUGAAAAAAGAAUACAUGGAAUCAUUUGAAGGUAUAUUCAAAGAACAGUAUGAUACCAUCCAUCGCUUAGAAACAAACAAAUUGAGGAAUGUUGCUAAGAUGUUCGCUCAUCUUUUAUACACUGAUUCACUUCCCUGGAGUGUUCUUGAAUGUAUAAAACUGAGUGAAGAAACUACUACAUCGUCUAGUAGAAUUUUUGUCAAAAUAUUUUUCCAGGAACUAUGUGAAUACAUGGGUCUUCCUAAACUCAAUGCAAGAUUAAAGGAUGACCCCUGUAACUGUAUCACACCAUGUCUCCUCUCAGUUCAGCCAGUGGCUCUGAUGGAACCAGGAAACUACUGCUUUCAUAGAAUAAGGUGCUUAUUCUGUGAAAUAAACCCAGUUGUCCCACUCCUUUUAGGGAGUGAUGUUACUAUAAUUAUAUCUCAUUUUUUGCAUGCAGCAAAAGACACAAGGAAGAAGAGACCAGAGAAAACUAGAAGUAAAGUAGACAAAUCAGCUAGGGACCGACCAACAAGUGACAGGAGCCGGGAAGGAAGAAGAGAGCAAAGUCACCAGGAAGCAAGGACUGAGAGAGAACCAAGGGCAGAGAGACAUAGAAGUCACAACUCUAGAGACGCCAAUUGGAGAGCUCCCUUAACAAGACACAAGGCAGACAGAGGUAGUCCUUCGGAAGAAGACAGCUACAGCAGGGUUGGGAAUGGCCGAGACCAACACGUGCACGUGGGUUUGGAAAACAAGCAUGGUGACCCAAGGAAGAGAGGAGAGAGAAGAAAUUCUUUUCCUGAAAACGAGAAGCAAAGUACCCGAAAUCAGGACAGUGAAAAGUUUAGAAGAAAAGAUAGAUCAAAGUCAAGGGAAAGGAACAGGAAACAUUCGGGCUAUAGAAGUGAUGAAGACAGGUAUCAGAAUGGUUCUGAGAGACGAUGGGAAAAACCUAACAGAUACUCUGAACAUUCCAGAGAGUCACAGAGAAAUCAGGACCGGAGAAGAGAAAAGUCUCCAGCAAAACAAAAAUAGUUCUACGAAAUAACAGACUGAACAUGUCUUAUGUUCAGUUCAAAGGAGUAUUUUUGCAUUGAUGGACUUUAUAGAAAACUCUUGUGUAAAGUAUCAGUUUGUAUUUGUAAAUUUUUUACAUGUUUUUAUUUCAACAUGUUUUAUAAUUGAUAAUCUCAAGGUCCUCCAUGUAAAUCUAUUGAGAAAAAAGUCUCAACAGAAAAGGAGUAUAAGUCUUGCUUAUAUUUUAUGAAUAAAAUGAUCAAAUACUCA